Molecule: messenger RNA, 2280 nt
Organism: Rhinolophus ferrumequinum (greater horseshoe bat)
Lineage: Eukaryota; Metazoa; Chordata; Mammalia; Chiroptera; Rhinolophidae
Gene: IGSF5
Product: immunoglobulin superfamily member 5
Exons: 9
Coding region: 551-1663 (370 amino acids)
Biological process (GO): cell-cell adhesion
Source: RefSeq, a predicted model, not a curated record
ACAGGACGGGCCUGCCGCCUCCCACUGGUGGAAGACGAUGGCCGGGCCCAGCCGGGUCUUGGCGCUGCAGGACCUGAGAAAGGCCCUGAGGAGGAAGAGGGACUGGACACAGAGCAGGAGGACAGUCCUGGCCCUGAGGCUCUGGCAUGCCCUGUCCCCGGCCGGAUUUCCUGGGCUGCUCUUUGGGGCCGGCUAAUGAUUAACAGGAAACACACAGGAACACGCACACCUUCAGGGACUGAGGGCCUGUGGCUGGUGGAGGCCACCUCUGUGUUUACAGCCUGGUCUGUGACGUGACAGAAGCAUUUCGUGAGGAACUUCCUGUUAACUACUGAGGUUGGGUCAGGAUUCUCUCGUGGCCGGACAGAAUUUGUUCUUGUGUUUGUGUGGAGAGAGGACGGAAGCCAAGAAGCCGUUUGGAAACAGAGAACCUUCCCUGAAGCCCUGAAGAGAAGACCUACCUGCCGGAGGUGAGAUGGCUCCAGGAUGGCUCCCCUGACAGGUGUUUAUCGAGUGGAUUUCUCCACAGGGUGAGGACGAACAUGCGGAGAUGGAGGGCUGCUGGAGAGGCAUUCUGGCCACACUGGUCGUCCUGGCUGGGCUAGCAGUUUCUGGAUCCAGCUACCAAAUCAUAGAAGGACCCAAGAAUGCAACGGUGCUGGUGGGCUGGGAGGCUCGCUUCAACUGCACCGUCUCACAGGGCUGGAGGCUCAUCAUGUGGGCUCUGAACAGCACAGUGGUCCUGAGCGUCACGCCCAAGGAGCCCAUCAUCACCAACAACCGCUUUACCUCUGAGAGUUACGAAGAGGGCAGUAACUUUGUCUCUGAGAUGAUAAUCCACGAUGUGCAGUUCAGCGAUGCAGGGCAAAUCAAAUGCAGCCUCCAGAACAGUGACCGGGAGGGAUCUGCUUUCCUUUCUGUGCAAGUUGUGGGGAAGUUGAGCAUUCCCAAUAACAGUCUUGUAGUCACUGAGGAUGAACCUUGUAAUGUGACUUGCCACGCUGUGGGCUGGACCCCACUCCCAGCUCUCUCCUGGGAGGUCGGUGUUCCGGCCAGUCAUUCAAGCUGUUACUCCGUUCCGGAGCCUGAUGACCUUCAAAGUGCAGUGAGUGUCCUGACUCUGACGCCUCAGGGCAAUGGAACUUUGACCUGUGUGGCUACCAUGAAGGGGCUGCAGGUCCCCGAGUCUGUAACUGUAAAUCUUACUGUGCUUCCGUCUCCCUUGGGCGAUAUUGAUGAAUCAGGUACAUCACUGCCUACCUGGGCUAUAGUCCUGCUGGCAGUCUCAUUUUCACUGCUUUUGAUCCUGAUCAUUGUUCUGAUUAUAAUAUUCUGCUGCUGUUGUGUCUCCGGGAGAGAGAAGAAAGAAUCUGAUUAUCAAAGUGAAAUAAGGAAAUCUGCAAAUGUGAAGACAAACAAAGAAACUUUAGAGACAAAGUUAAAAAACGGAAAUGAAAACUAUGGAUACAGAUCAGAUGAGCCAAAGACCACAAAGGCUGCUUCUCUCCCUCCAAAAUCUAAUGAAUCCAGUGUUCCAGAAGAACGCAGCAGUGGGCACCCUCAUCAGGGGCCUGAUCACCAUCGGCCCGCCUCAUCCAGUCGCCCACAUGUUACCUUUUACACGGCCAGUCCUAAGAAGGUCAGGAAUGUGACGUUAGUAUAGUAAAGAUGUCCCUUGGGCUCUACGUUGCACUUAACUGGUGACUUCCGUCGCGACGAGGUCAACAUUCUUCUCUGUUAUCGUAAGACAAUGUCAGCUUACCUGGAGGAAGCCAUGCUGGAAUCAUCGGAAUGGAUAUUGUACAGUCAGAGAGAGAAUCGAUUUUCCCAGCUUCCAAAGUAGAACUGAACUGUUCAUAUGUUUCAAGGUGCCAGUGAAUUUCAUAAAGUUGCAAAGUAAAAGCUGCGAAUUCUUCAUGAUGUUUCUAAUCACUGCACACUCCUGCUUAUUAACCCGAUAAAUGGUAGAUAAGUCUAGAAGCUACCAUAACUUUAAAAGUGUUUUAUUAUCUUAAAUCAUAUGAAGAUUAUAUUUAUGUAUGUUUAAUAUGUGGGCAUUAUUGUAUAUUAACAGUGAGAAAAGAGGAUACAAAUUAGGAUCCAUCAGACAUCUAAAGUUGCCUGGAAAAAUCAGAACUCAGGUUAAAAAUAAGAUUAAAUCCUACAGCUGUUGUUCACCUGGCUAAAUAUCUCAUUGUUGGAUAUUUAUAUGAAGACACUCAUUUUUAUCUGCCCUCUUAUCAGGCUUACUGUCAUGGAUUAUGCUUUGUACCUCACAUA